This is a messenger RNA of Hyaena hyaena (striped hyena), 3585 nucleotides long. RefSeq names its product dynein axonemal assembly factor 5 (gene DNAAF5). NCBI's taxonomy places the organism in Eukaryota, Metazoa, Chordata, Mammalia, Carnivora, Hyaenidae. Gene Ontology annotation, molecular function: dynein intermediate chain binding. The transcript has 13 exons. Bases 135 to 2726 code for a protein of 863 amino acids. Gene Ontology annotation, cellular component: cytoplasm. The record is from RefSeq and is a predicted model, not a curated record. Gene Ontology annotation, biological process: inner dynein arm assembly; outer dynein arm assembly; cilium movement.
CCCCGCCGUGUCUUGUCCGCACCCGUAGCUGCCAAUAAAGUUGCAUUCUCAGCCAACCGGAAGGGGAACCGUAAUCCGCGCCGCCGCCGUCGUGAAAGCGCCGGUCUCCCCUAGCGACGGGCAACGCGGGCAAGAUGGCAGCACUGGUGGCGGCGGAGGCCGCGGCGCCUCCGGGCCCGACCGAGGCCUCCGAGACGGCCGAGGCGGCGGAGCUGAGCCGCGCCCUGAGCCGCCUGCUGCCCGGGCUGGAGGCCGACAGCAAGCUAAGCCGGCGGCGCGCGCUCGAGGCGCUGCAGCGCGCAAUCGAGGCGGCGUGGCCCAAGGAGCCCGCCGCCGACCCCGCCGCUGCGGCCGCAGCUUUCCAGGGCCCGUGGGCGCGCCUGCUGCUGCCGCGCCUGCUGCGCUGCCUUGCCGACCCGGCCGAGGGCUGCCGCGCGCUGGCGGCGCACCUCCUGGGCCUGGGCCUGCGGCGCGCCGCGCGGCCCCGCGACGCCCUGCCGCGCCUGCUGCCGGCGCUCGCCGCGCGCCUGGCCGGCCCCGAGUCUGAGCGCGGGCGGCCGCCCGAGGCCUGCGAGGAGCUGCGCCUGGCGCUCGUGCAACUGCUCAGCCUGGCGGUGCACCUGGGCGGCGCCGCGCUCGCGCCCCACCUGGACGACGCCGUGCGCGUGCUGCGCUGCACGCUGCUCGACCCCUUUGCCGCCGUGCGCCGCGAGAGCAGCGAGUGCGCCGCCAGCCUGGCGCGCGCCACGCCAGAUCAUUUCCACAUGCAGUCGGAGUCCUUGAUCGGCCCCCUGAUGCAGAGCGCCUCCCACCAGCACUGGAAGGUGCGGGUGGCUGUCAUUGAGGCCACUGGCGUUGUGAUCCAAUUUGGCAGCGCCAAGUCGGUGGACGACGUCCUCCCUCACUUGGCUCAGAGGCUCUUCGACGACGUCCCCCAGGUGCGGCAGGCGGUGACCCGCGUGGUGGGGGGCUGGCUGCUGGAGCUGCGGGACCGCUACUCCUUCCUGCACAAGCUCAUCCCACUGCUGCUUAGCAGCCUGGAGGACGAAAUGCCUGAGAUCGCGCUUGUGGCCACCAGCCUCUGGGAGAAGGCGGGCCUGCAGUGGCAGAGGGAGAACGAGGACGACCUCAAAGACAAGCUUGACUUCGCCUCCCCCCCUCCAGCCCACCACCCCUCGCCAGAGAAUCGCCCGGGGCUGGGCUGUCGGGAGCUCGUUUUCAGAAACCUCUCCAAGAUCCUUCCCGCCAUCUGUCACGACAUCACCGACUGGGUGGCGGGGACCCGGGUGAAGGCCGCACAGCUGCUGGCGGUGCUGCUGCUCCACGCCGAAGAGCACAUCACACAGCACCUGGAGGUCAUCCUGCGCACCCUGCAGCGAGGCUGUGCCGACGACGACCGGGCUGUGGUCAGCAGUUGCACCCGAUCUGCUGAGCUGGUCGGCGUGUUCGUCAGCCCGGAGGUGUUUCUGAAGCUGACCCUGCCUGCGCUGAAGAAGUCGCCGUCCCCCUCCGGCCUCCUGGUCUUUGCGUCCAUCGUCAGAGGGUGCCCUCGGGAGGCCCUCCGGCCGCACCUGAAUAUAAUCGCCACAGAGCUGGCCCGGCCCCACAUCUGUCAAGGCUCUGAAAACCGCCUAUACGGGGAACAUCUGCUGCUGUGCGUCCAGACGCUGGUGUCCGUGUGCCCGGGGGACUGCCGAGGGUGCAGCUUGCAGCUCAUGGAGGUGCUGGUGACCAUAGAGGCUCUGUCAGGUGCCACAGGCCUCGGCGACAAGGUCCAGGAGACCAUGGAUGCACUGGCCGCGGCCCAGGACAUGGACAGCAGCCAGGACCUCUACCGGGAGCACGCAGGCCCCCUCAUGGAGUGGCUGGCCGCCUCGCACCUUGACUGGACCGUCCACUCGGCAGAGCUCCUGCAGUUCACCGUGCUGCUCGCCCACGCAGGCCCCGCACUGGGAGAAGUGCUACCCCACCUGGUGGCUGUCCUUAGGAGCUGCCUCCAGCCGGCCCGCGACCCGCAAAUGCGCCUCCGGCUCUUCUCCUCCCUGUCGCAGCUGCUGCUGAGCGCGCAGCAGACGGUCGACUCCCAGGGGCACUUUCACCACUACCUCGACACUGUGACAAAGGACAUCUUGGUCCCCAACCUGCAGUGGCAUGCGGGGAGGACGGCCGCAGCCAUUCGCACGGCGGCUGUUUCCUGCCUCUGGGCACUCAUCAGCAGUGAUGUCCUGACGGAGGAGCAGAUCCGGAAGGUGCAGGAAACGCUGAUGCCGCAGAUUCUAACUUCCCUAGAAGAGGAUUCUCAGAUGACUCGAUUAAUUUCGUGCCGAAUCAUGACCACGUUUCUGAAGACCUCUGGUGGUGCGGCUGACCCCGAUAAGCUCAUCGGGAUUUACCCCGAACUCCUGAAGCGUCUGGACGACGUCUCCCACGAAGUGAGGCUGGCAGCUGCCUCCAGCUUGGUCACGUGGCUGGCGUGUGUCAGAAACGACGAUGGGAAGUCCUACUACCAGAGCCACAUUCAGUUCCUGUACAGAGAGCUCCUCGUGUACCUCGACGACCCAGAUGGCUCUGUCCAGGACGCAGUUUUAGAGGUCCUCAAAGCAGGCAGCGCUCUGUUCCCUGAGCUCCUGGCGCGAGAAACCGAGGCCGUCGUCCACAAGCACCGCUCCCCGGCCCUCUGCCAGCAGCUUCUACAGCACCUGCAGGCCCUGCCACCCACCCAGUGAGCGCGGCCCGUGCUGGGGGGCCCCGAGCUCCCAUCCACCCCCGGUCCGGGCUCAGGCCCUCCACCCCACAGCAGGGCACCUUGCUGUCAACAGCCUGGGACGUUCAUGGGCAGGAGUGUUCCGAAAGUGCACGCAAGAUUCUCCGAGACACUUCCCGGGCCCCACAGUUUCUUGAAAUAACAUUCGAUGAGUGGUUUCUUUGCGUUUAUGUCUUAUGUAUGCAGUUCAUUGACAGAUCGCCCCAAAAUCUACGGUUGAUUUGAAAGUAGAACAAAAUGGCACCUGCUUACCCUGGCAGCCGAAUCAGCCUGUCUGUCUCGCAGCGACAUGCACCUGCUGCGCUCGUGGGUCAGUGUCUCUGUCAUGCGUAAAUGCCCACCCCACCCAGAAAGUUCUUGACUCCUUUUCUUCCAAGCAAAAGUUAUGAAAAAGAAAUUUCAUUCUUUUUUUGGGUUGUGUCUACUAAAACUUAGCAGGCAGUCAACACACUAAAAGGAAUUUAAAAUCUUUAUCAGUUACAGUUUUCCAUUUAAAAUAUCCUGGAACUCAGAGUGUUACGUGGAUACAUUUGGUCAUGAUGUUUCUUCUUAGAAACAUGCAAACAGUGUUGAAAAUAGGGUAUUUAAUCAGAUGUAAUUUUGGUAGCUCUCUUACAUAAGCAGCAGUAAAGCAAAAUUGCAUUUUAUUCUCUAGCACUUUCUACACCCAAGUGCCUAAAAAAUUUUAUUUUAAAUGGAUAUUAUUUCCAUAAGCCAAAUAUUUAUGUUAAUGGGAAAAAUACUGUGUGUAUUUUCUAACAAUCAAAUAUGAACAUUUAUGCUUAGAGUUUGAGAAUUUAAUUAAAAAUAAUUUAUUAUAA